AUGGUCGCCGUGGUCCGCUCUCUUAUGGUUCUGCUGCUGGCUCAGGUGUUGCUGGGAGGUGCUUCGGGACUUAUCCCAGAGGUUGGCCGGAGGAGGUACAGUGAAUCCGGGAAGCAGAGUCCACAGCAGUCGGAGAACUUUCUGAACGAGUUCGAGCUCCGGCUUCUCAAUAUGUUUGGACUGAAGCGAAGGCCAAACCCCAGUAAGCACGCAGUGGUGCCGCAGUAUAUGCUGGACCUGUACCAGAUGCACUCAGCCAACGGAGACCACAGCACGAAGCGGCCCCGGAGCCUGGGGAGGCACGCAGAGAGGGCUGCCAGCAAGGCCAACACGAUUAGAAGCUUUCACCAUGAAGAGGCCAUGGAGGCACUGGCCAGCCUAAAGAGCAAAACAACACAACAGUUUUACUUCAACCUGACCUCAGUGCCCGAAGAGGAGCUCGUCACAUCUGCAGAGCUGCGCAUCUACAGGGACCAGGUCCAGCAGGUCCAGGCCUCCAACAGCAGCACUGGGCUGCAUCGCAUUAACAUUUAUGAGCUCUUUGGACUUCCAGGGGCUCACGACCGGCAGCCCCUGGCCCGGCUGCUGGACACGCGGCUGGUGCGGGACUCUUUUAGCCGCUGGGAGAGUUUUGAUGUGAGUCCGGCCGUGUCUCAAUGGACCUCUGGGAAAAGCCACAACCGCGGGUUCAUGGUGGAGGUCCUUCACCCGGAGGAGGGGGAGGAACACAGACAUAAACAUGUGAGGGUGAGCCGGUCCCUGCACCAGGAUCAGGACUCGUGGGUUCAGGCGCGUCCUCUACUGGUCACAUAUGGACAUGACGGGCGCGGGGACGCUGUGCUUCACAGGCGGGACAAACGCCAGGCUACUCUCCGGAAACAGAGGCGAAAACAGAACAAAGCCAGCUGCAGGAGACAUGACCUGUACGUAGACUUUAGUGAUGUGGGCUGGAACGAGUGGAUAGUGGCUCCGCCGGGGUACCACGCCUUCUACUGUCAGGGAGAAUGUCCAUUCCCCUUAGCAGACCACCUCAAUUCUACCAAUCAUGCCAUAGUUCAGACUCUGGUCAACUCAGUCAACUCAAACAUUCCCAGAGCCUGUUGUGUGCCUACAGACCUCAGCCCCAUAUCUUUGCUUUAUCUGGACGAGUACGAAAAGGUCAUUCUGAAAAACUACCAGGACAUGGUGGUGGAGGGCUGCGGCUGCCGGUGA
Messenger RNA from Knipowitschia caucasica, 1212 nucleotides. NCBI's taxonomy places the organism in Eukaryota, Metazoa, Chordata, Actinopteri, Gobiiformes, Gobiidae. The record is from the annotation of a GenBank genome assembly.